AGGGUUAAAAAAUCACCCCCCCUCUCCCCCACACACACCCCUUUUCCCCGCCAGCGGAGCUGGGUGCCGAGGACAGACGUCCCAGCAGAGAAUUUGCUAAGGAGCCGUUCCAGGGGCUGGCUUCCCCGGCCUGGAGGAGCGUCUGAGCAGCGGAGAGUCGCCCAGGCUCCAGGGAGCGCAGCCAGGAAGCUGCCCCGUCCGGCCCAGGGGGUGUUGGAGCCAGGGAUGGCUCAGGCUGCCUAGGCGAGCCCAGGGCAGGGCAGAUCUCUCCAGCCGGGCUCUUUCUGCGGGACAGCUCAGCGCCUCGGCCAGACCAUGAACCUGGUGGGAAGCUACCAGCACCAUCUGCUGCACGAGCCUUUCCUCUUCAGCCCGGCCUCCAGGUGCCACCCGGAGCGCUCCUACUUCCAGAGCUGGGUGCUCAACCCGGCCGAGGUGUCCCCCGACCUCUCCGGGCAGCCCUCCCCCUACACCAGCGCCGAGUUCGGGGCGCCGGGGCCCGGCCACGGGCCCAGCCGGCUGGAGGCGCUGAGCGGCCGGCUGGGCCGGCGGAAAGGCGUGGGCCCCAAGAAGGAGCGCCGGAGGACCGAGAGCAUCAACAGCGCCUUCGCCGAGCUGCGGGAGUGCAUCCCCAACGUGCCGGCCGACACCAAGCUCUCCAAGAUCAAGACCCUGCGCCUGGCCACCAGCUACAUCGCCUACCUGAUGGAGGUGCUGGCCAAGGACAGCCAGGCCGGGGAGACCGAGGGCUUCAAGGCGGAGCUCAAGAAAACCGACAGCCGGGAGAGCAAGAGGAAAAGGGAGCCGCCGCCUGAAGUCUACUCUCAUUCCUUAGGCCAUGGGGAGAAAAAGCUUAAAGGAAGGACUGGCUGGCCGCAGCAGGUCUGGGCUCUGGAGUUAAAUCAGUGAGAGGAGAGAGACAAAUCGAAGACUGAACUCAUUUUUAACACAGAUUCAGACGAUUCCCCCCCCCCCCUCACCCCCCAGCACUCUUCAGACUGGGAGUGUAACCCAAUCGCUCUUAUCAUGUGCAAUGUUGAAGAAGGAAAAAGGGUUGGAGAUGGGGAGAAAUCCAGGAGGGGGGAAUGUGAAGAACUGGGCAGGAGGAAAAGAACUCGAGAGAAACAGGGUGACUCUAGUGUAAACGAAACACGCUCUGCUUCUUCUAAAUGCUCCGGAAUUGGAAUCGCUUCCCUACCUUAUUUUUCCAGUGGCCUUAAUUUUCUCCUCGCCGAAGGCGUCCCCUGGUCUCUUUCUCCAUAAAAAUGAAACGGAUGCAAUACGGAUUCUCAGCAGAAACACAAAUAAAACCGGCCGGCAGGAUCCUGUUCUCCCUGGGCAAUACGGGGCAGAUUCUGAUCUUGGUGGACUUGCAGAGGUACUAAGAUCGGGACGCAGCCCUGUGAGGUGAGUAAGGCAGGAUCGGGACCUAUUGCCAGAGAGAGCUGCUGGAAUCGAAUGAGCCCUGAACUCUUUUUUCUUUUUUCUUUUUCUUUUUUUUUUGGUAACCUUUCAAGUUCAUUUAUUUUGUAACCAGUGUUUGGUUGGCUCCUGCCCUUCCGCCCAACAGUCUGAGGGAAACACCUUGUUCUUAUUUUUUGUAACUACAGCCCCCACGUUGUUGAAAUGUGUUGAUGUAUUUAAACUACCUAACGCAUGUGGGAAGUUUCCUGUGCCGGGUUUUCUACCUCAAAUUUGUAUGACCACUUGCCGAGAAAACAGGUUCGCCAAGCCAACUAUUUAUGUGGAUUUAAAAAAAAAAAAAAAAAAAAAAAAGAAAUAAAAGUUUUAUGAAAAUGGACUUUCCCCUUUUCCGCCAGGCCUCGGUGCCUCCGAGCGCCCGCUCCGGCUCGCCAGGGCUGGGGGAGAUCGGCCCACCCGCAGGGGCUUUGCCGCUGUGAAACUGACAAGGGCAGAGGCGUUCUCGGGAUGGCUACAACAGGGCGUUUCUUUAAAAAAAACCGGGUUUAUAUAAAAUACGAAAAGCAGCAGGGAAAUGAGCAUUUAUGGAGUGACCCCUUUCGGAUUGUAAUAUAGAUUUGACGGCGCACGCGGCCUCUCGGGGUGUGUAUAUAACAGCUCGGUUCUGGGUCAUGCAUCGAUGCUGCUGAGCCGCUCUAGAUCAUGCUUUGGGCUCUAGAUUUAAUUAAAUCGACAGACCUAUAUUAUUAUAUGCAUAUCUAGUAACAUGUACAAGGACCUUACUAGCCGGGCUGCUGGAAGGAUCUGUACAGUGGGGGUGCUGAGAGCCAUUGACCCAAACCCUAGAACCU
This is a messenger RNA of Chelonia mydas (Green sea turtle), 2273 nucleotides long. It is a transcript of the gene HAND1, whose product is annotated as heart and neural crest derivatives expressed 1. Gene Ontology annotation, molecular function: protein dimerization activity; RNA polymerase II transcription regulatory region sequence-specific DNA binding; DNA-binding transcription factor activity, RNA polymerase II-specific. Lineage: Eukaryota; Metazoa; Chordata; Testudines; Cheloniidae. The record is from RefSeq and is a predicted model, not a curated record. Bases 316 to 909 code for a protein of 197 amino acids. The transcript is spliced from 2 exons. Gene Ontology annotation, biological process: heart development; regulation of transcription by RNA polymerase II.